AUGUCCUCCUCCUACCUCGAGCAGCUGUUUAGCCUCAAGGGCAAGACCGCUCUUAUCACCGGCGCAACCCGCGGCAUUGGUGCCGACAUGGCCCUCGCCCUCUCCAAGGCCGGUGCCGACCUCAUCCUCGUCCAGCGCAACACCACCAACACGGCCACCAAGGACCGCAUUGAGAAGGAGGGCGGUGCCGAGGGCAAGGGUGGCAAGGCCGAGAUUGUCGUUUGCGACCUCGGCGACGCCGCAUCAGUGUCCAAGCUCAUCCCCGGUGUCGUCGCCCAGGGCCACGUCCUCGACAUUGUGGUCAACUGCGGUGGUAUCCAGCGCCGUCACCCUGUCGAGGUCUUCCCCGACGAUGACUGGAACGAGGUCCUCCAGGUCAACCUCAACGCCGUCUUCCAGAUUACCCGUGACGCCGGCAAGCACAUGCUCGAGUCCCGCGGCGGCGUCGCCGGCCAGCCGGGCAAGCCCUACAAGUCGAACGGCAAGAUCAUCGACAUUUCCUCCCUUGUCGCGUUCCAGGGUGGCCUCAACGUUGUUGCGUACGCUGCUGCCAAGCACGGUGUCCAGGGUAUCGUCAAGGCCUUUUCGAACGGCUGGGCUUCCAAGGGUGUCAACGUGAACGCUAUCGCUCCCGGAUACAUUGCUACCGACAUGAACGAGGCGCUCAUUGCGGACAAGGACCGUUCGCGCCAGAUCCUCGAGCGUAUCCCCGCCGGCCGCUGGGGUACCCCUCAGGACUUUGAGGGUGCCAUCGUCUACCUCGCAUCCCAGGCUUCGGACUAUGUCUCGGGCGAGUGUCUCGUUGUUGACGGUGGAUGGAUGGGCCGUUGA
Molecule: messenger RNA, 831 nt
Organism: Apiotrichum porosum
Lineage: Eukaryota; Fungi; Basidiomycota; Tremellomycetes; Trichosporonales; Trichosporonaceae
Exons: 3
Coding region: 1-831 (276 amino acids)
Molecular function (GO): oxidoreductase activity, acting on the CH-OH group of donors, NAD or NADP as acceptor
Source: RefSeq, a predicted model, not a curated record